This is a messenger RNA of Schistosoma haematobium, 10985 nucleotides long. RefSeq names its product 5'-3' exoribonuclease 1. Gene Ontology annotation, cellular component: nucleus. The record is from RefSeq and is a predicted model, not a curated record. Gene Ontology annotation, biological process: nuclear-transcribed mRNA catabolic process; rRNA catabolic process. Bases 6380 to 10669 code for a protein of 1429 amino acids. The transcript is spliced from 25 exons. Lineage: Eukaryota; Metazoa; Platyhelminthes; Trematoda; Strigeidida; Schistosomatidae. Gene Ontology annotation, molecular function: 5'-3' RNA exonuclease activity; RNA binding.
UCUCCAUUCCCUUCUGUUAUUCAUCAUCAAGUUAUGAUGUUAAGAGCAAAAUAUUAUGUAUUUCAAACCUUCUGUUGUUUCGUCUGUGUUGUCGACUUGAAAGCUUUCAUAAGAAGCAGGUGGGCAGUAUCUGUUUUACAGUAUAGUGUGAUGAGGUAUUGACCUAGGGCGUCAAAAUCGAAAAGUCCGGGCCUUGAGGUGGGAUGGGUGUUCCAAAGUUCUUUAGAUGGAUUAGUGCUCGAUACCCUUGCAUCAACCAGAUUUUGCGGCCAGGAGAGAUCCCUGUUAUUGAUCACUUUUAUUUGGACAUGAACGGUAUACUUCACACUUGUUCACACCCAGAAGGUGGUAAAAUAAUCUUUUCGGAAGAGAUUAUAUUUCGAAAUAUUUGUCUAUAUAUUCAAUUCUUGUUCAACCUCAUUAAGCCACGUAAGACUUUCUUUUUGGCCGUGGAUGGUGUUGCACCUAGAGCUAAAAUGACGCAGCAACGUGCUCGCCGUUUCCAAUCUGCUUUAGAGGCUCGUAUUGUCAAAGAGAAUUUAAAAGAUAGUUCACCUGAGACCCACUCAUUCGACCCGUGUGUGAUUUCUCCAGGUACUGAAUUCAUGGAGCGGUUACAUCGUCAUAUUGUUACAUUUGUAGAACAUCAUGUAAAUCAUGAUGCUGACUGGCAAUGUAUUGAUGUCAUUUUAUCUGGACAUGAUUGCCCUGGAGAAGGCGAACACAAAAUUCGGGAGUAUAUGGCAUAUCGUCGUGGUCUACCAAAUUACCGUCCUAAUGAGCGUCACUGUAUAUACGGAAUGGACGCUGACUUGAUAUUUUUGGGUUUGACAACUCAUGAAAUCAACAUUUGUAUCUUGCGUGAGAACGUUGUUAAAGCCCAAAAUUGUUCGGCUGAUAAUAAACCUUUCUGUAUUACUUAUUUGUCAGUUCUUCGGGAGUAUAUUGAUUUGGAAUUUACGGAAUUAAAGAAGACAUUGCCGUUUCCUUAUGAUUUGGAACGCCUGAUUGAUGAUUGGGUUUUUAUGGCUUUUCUAUUGGGAAAUGAUUUCAUACCUCACAUACCUAAUUUGCAUAUACAUGCGGAGUCUUUGUUAACUGUCUGGGAUACAUAUCAAGUUGUAUUACCGAAAUUGGACGGUUACCUUGUGGAGUUUGGAUAUUUAAAUCUUCCACGAUUUCAUAAAUAUCUGGAGGAACUUUCUCAGUUUGAGCGUGAUUGGUUCGAGGAACGUGAAGCAGCUUUCCAUUGGAUGCGAGGAAAACAAGGUGCUCGUAUGGCAAAUGAACUAGAAAAACUCGGUUUAUCAUCUGAGGAUAAUCAGAUGCCAUCUCAUAAACCUCUCAGUUCAACAGGGAAACGUUUCCCCGAAAUAACUAAAAGUAGUUUAUUAGAUAAGAAAGAUGGUAAGUGUUGUGGUUUUGUUGCUUUUUUAACGACACACUGAAUGGAAUACAUCGUUAUUAACUUAUCACUAUUGGUUUUGUUGAAACCGAGGGGUUUUUAUAAAUGGUUCUCAUAGCUUGCUUUCAAAUAAUCGUAAAACCCGGUUAAUUUAGACAUUUUAGUUAUUUCUUAAGAAAUUAGUCAAACUAAGUGUCAUAUAAUCACGUUCGCCAUAGCGACCUGUUGAUUAAGUGUGUAACGACGCUGUUAUCGGCGUAGACUUGAUAUACUUACAUUGAUGCAAUGUUGAUAAAAGAUUGCCUAAACAAAAGCUAGAGCGAUUAGAAAUUAUUAGCUUUACUUUCAGCGUUGAUAAUCAUAACUCAUUAGAAGUUAUCACCUAAUUUACUUUUGAAAAUCAUGAGUAAUCUGUUACACAGUGUGUUUAUUCGUAUUAAUACUAAAUUUUUCUAAAAUCUAUUUCCAUACUGCAGAAUAAACAUAGAAGUGAGAAUCGUAGCCAGUGGUUUGGUGUUUAUAGUUAAGCCUAUUUACUUUCAAGCUUCCUAGUUGUGUCGUAUAGUUCUCUCAUAUUUCCUGUUUCUGUAGCUUUUCGCGCUGUAGUUGCUAGGUCUUUCACAUAUUCCAACUUACUAACCCUAAUAGUCUUUUUUUCUAGUUUUUCUUUGUUUCUAUAUGUUCAGGUCGUUCCUAGGCUUUCUCUGCUUUUGCUUGGCUGUUGUUGACAAUAGUCUUCUCGUUUUGCGUCGCUUGAAUCUUGCCCAGUAUAUUGCUGGAAUCCCGUUCCUUAUUAUGGUGUUUCUCAAGGCUCAGCACCUGACGUGUUGAAGUUAUUGCUUUUUUAAUCCUUUUUCAGUCAUUCCCCAUGAUGAUUUAUUGUUCCAUGAGUAGAUCUUAUAAAGCUGGGAAUUUGUUAUCGGGAGUUAUCUUGAAUUCGCCGAAGUUAUUAUGUCGAAGAAAGUCUGUAUUAAACCUUUGUAAUACUGUUUGUUCAGUUAUCCAGUGUUUCUUUAGCUUCAGUUUUAGCUUGACCACCAUCAGAUGGUGACCUGAAAUUAUAUCAGCUCAUCUCUUUGCUUUCAGGUCUUCUAUGGACUUGAACUUUUGUUAUGUAAAGAAUUUGAUUAUCUAUAAUGUGGUCCGUUGAAUCUCAUGUAGCUUUGUACACGUGUUUUUGGAAGAAAGUAUUGUUGUAAGUAUACCGAUCUACCGGUCACUUACCUUUCUCGGCCCUUUCUUCUAAUUCAUAUUUCCCCAUAAUGAGUUCCUACCCAGCGUUGUCCAUCCUGACCUUGGCGUUUACGUCUCCCAUCAUCAGGAUGGUCGUUUUUUUCUGAGUAGUUCUCUAUGAUAGGUUACAGCCUCGUGAAACUGAUCUUUAUAGUCUCCACUGCUCUCAUUGGUGGGCACGUACCACGUAGCAUUGUUAUCCCUUCCGUCUUUUUUAAUCCAUCUUUGAUGAUCCUGGAGCCAUGAGAUUCCCAUCCUAUAAGUGCUUUUCGGGCUUCUUUGGAUAAUAUCAAUUCGACUCUUUGUGUAUGCGUGACAUUUUAUUAUUCAUAACCAGAUCACAAAAACACCUGUCUCGAAGCAAUUAUUUUCUGUUCAUUUUGUGUCCAUCGGCUUUCACCUAUUUCAAGCAGAAGAAAGCAAAAACAAGAAGACAGCUAUUAACAGCAGCCGAACAAGAACAGUGAAAGUCAAGGUAUAAGCUAAGUACACAAAAGCAAACAAACAAGUGAAGAAGAGCAAUAGAGCUGAUAAACAGAAAUAUGUGGAAGAUGUAGCAACGGCAUCAGGACAAGCUGUAAGAAAAGGAAAUAUGAAACAACUGCAUGACACGACGAAGAAACUGAUAGGGAAAUAUACUAAACCAGUGAGACUGUCCAAGAACAAAGAAGACAAGCUAAUCACUGAGAUUCAAGAACAGAGGAACAGGUGAGUAAAACACUUUGUUUAAGGAACUCUUGAAUAGGUCAGCCCCGUUAAAUCCACCGGACACCGGAGCGACACCUACAGACCUUCCUAUAGAUGUCACUCCACUAACGGUGGAAGAUGUUAGGAUGGCCAUUAAGCGUGGGAAAGCAACAGGACCUAACAAUAAACCAGCUAAAGCAUUGAAGCCAGACAUAAGUAACUGCAAAGAUGCUCCACGUUCUAUUCAGGAAAAUUUGGAAGAACGAACAAGUGCCAACGGACUGGAAAGGAUACCUCAUCACAAUACCAAAGAAAAAUAUGAGCAAAUGUGAGAACUACAGAGGCAUCACACUACUAUCGAUACCAGGAAAGGUUUUCAACAGUGUUGCUGAACCGGAUGAAAGAUUCAGUAGACGCCCAGUUUCGAGAUUAGUAGGAUGGAUUCCGUAAGUAUUGGUCGUGCGCAGACCAGAUCUAGACACUAUGGAUCCUUAUUGAACAAUCAAUUGAAUGAAACUCGUUACUAUACAUCAACUUCCUUGACUAUGAGAAAGCGUUUGUCAGUGUGGAUAGGAGAACAUCAUGGAAACCUCUUUGACACUAGGAUGUACCUGAGAAGAUCGUUAAUAUCGUACAAAAUUCUUAGGAUGGACUACACUGCAAAGUGCUGCACGGGGGACAGCUGACAGAUGCAUUCCAAGUAAGGACCAGAGUCAGACAAGGCUGCCUGCUGUCCUCCUUUCUCUUCCUUCUAGUGGUCCACUGGAUUAUGAGGACCACUUCUCAUGAGAAGUACAGAAUAUAAUGAACAGCUUUUAUGCGGCUAGACGAUUUGGAUUUCGCAGAUGACCUAGUUCUUCUAUCCCAUGCACACGAACAAAUGCAGGUGAAGACAACCAGUAGCCUCUGCAUCAGUAGGCCUCAACAUACACAAUGUAAAAAGCAAGAUCCUCAAUUACAACACAGGGAACACCAACCCAAUCACACUUGAUGGGGAAACGUUGAAAGAGGAGGAAACUUUCACGUACCUGGUCAGUAUCAUCGAUGAACAAGGAAGAUCAAAUGCAAAUAUGAAAGUAAGGAUUGGCAAAGCAAAGACAACAUUCCUACAGUUGAAGAACAUAUGAAACUCAAAACGUCUGUCAACCAACGUCAAGGUCAGAAUCUUCAAUACGAACGUCGCGACAGUUCUACCGUGCGGUGCUAAAACUUGAAGAACGACCACCACCGUCAUCAAGAUACUACAAUUAUCUAUCAACAAUUGUCUACGUAAGAUACUGAAUGUCCGUUGGUCGAGUACCAUUAGCAACAACUUACUGUGGGAGAGAACAAACCAGGUUCCAUCUGAUGAGGAAAUUAGGAAAAGACUUUGGAAACGGAUAUGACAUACAUUACGAAAAUCACCAAGCUGCAUCACGAAGGAAGCGCUAAUUUGGAAUCCUGAAGGGGAACGGAAAAGAAGACCAAAGAAUACGCUGCCCCGAGAAUUAGAAGCAGACAUGAAGAGGAUGAAUAGCAACUGUGAAGGAUUGCCGAGGACAUAGUUGAAUGAAGAAUGCUGAUGGGCAACCCAUGCUCCUCGACGAGGGGUAAAAGGCGUAAUUAAGUAUGUAUUCCAAACAGAGCCACGUUAUGUCUUCUCAUUUCCACAGCUAUUUGAAUGGUCUUCGCUGUCACCCACACUGUGCAGAUAUUCCAUGUUCCUAUGUUAACUGUUACUCUGAAUGUCAGUAGGUGCAUCAAGCUCAUGGUUUCCGAAGAAUCUCGGCUUUCAACGUGAGACAUCAUAAGUCUUCUAAUUAAAGAUCCUUCAACUCCUAGUUCAAUGUCCAAAUAGUUUAGAUGAUUUUUUUUAUCGUCAGCUUUCCGGCAAGUUUUUUAACUAUAGAGUGGAGUUGAUAACCCCAUACUCAAUCAUCUUCCUUUAUCCGGGUUUUGGACUGCAACAGUACUGAAGGGCUCCUGGCGGAGCAGAGUAUCUUAAAUGAUAAUGUCAUUUUUAACUUUUUAUUUGUCGUUGACAUUAAUCUUACUAAUCUGUGUGACUGUCAUUUUGUACAUAUGUGUGAAUAAAAAACAAUCGGUUUAAAUCUAUUCCACUUCGCACGGUUUUCACAAGUCUUUAGUAUCGACGGCUUUGUACCCAUUCUUUGUGGUUUAUUGCUUGAGCCAUCUAAUACUUCCUACUGAAUUAGACUUUCUUAUUAGCAAUAAUAACUGCGAAGUCACUAUGCAGAGUUCUUCAAAUGGACGUAGUCUUUAUCCAUCGCAGAUCACUAUGGAUGGAAAUUUUGUGUUUACUUUCUACUCCUAGUAGUAGUUUUGUACGAUGUUUCAGCUACUGUGUUUAAUAAGUGACCGUUUAGCGACACAGUUUCCAAGCCGAACACAAAUUAACACAUAGCUUAGAUCUUUAUAGUACAAAAUAUCAAUAAUAGGUUUAUAAAUAAUUCAUAAGCGUUUGUGAACGGGAAAAAUAUGACACGAUUUGUUAGGUCAACUGAGAGAUUAGCGCUAAGACAAUAUUAAAAUACUACUAUAAAUCAAUUGUUCGAUAAGUGUGCAUUGAAAAUAUAUCAGCUAGUUCACUGGACGACAGUUCCUAAAGUUUUCUCUUUACAUCUACUCACUUAUCUAUUAUGGAAAAUGCGUGUAAAUUUACAACGAUUUAUUCAAAUCUGUUUUCAUCUAUUAUGGAACGCUCUAUGUAGAACACUAAAAAACAAAUACGAAUUAAACAAUUCACUUUGUGGAUACAAAAGCGAAAACAUUCUUCGUUGAAACCUUACCUUUCCGAACUGGCUCCAGUUAAAGUUUUUUCUCUCCCGACUAACGGUAUUUCCAAUGUCACUAGUUGACGAACACGUUAGAAAAAAUAAACCUUGUUACACAGGAAGUUAAAUGAUCCUAUCUUUAGUUCAGUUUGUACUAUAGUAUAUCACUGAACUACUUCUACAACAUUUAUCUUAGCAUUUUUAUUUUGUAGAUUUCGAUCAAUUGACUGAUUUGAUAGAUUUAUUCGCACCUCAAUCUGAUUGUCAAUAUGAUAAUGUUAUGUUAGAUGAAGCCGCUGAACUAAUGGAAGAAGGUGUUGUUGUUUCAUUAAGGACACAUGAUGAUAAAGUCAAGCAGUUAUAUAAUAAAAGUGAUCCGUCCAAUAGAACUUCCCAUAAUAAUACACAUAACACAAUAGGCGAUAAUCAUGAUCAUGAGGAUAAUAUAGAUGAUGAAACAGAAGAGGAAAUAGAAGAAGACGAGAAUGUCACCUAUGUUGAAAGUGAUACAGAUCUAGAUGAAGAUUUAUUAGUUUAUAAAAUGCAUCGACGUGAUUAUUAUUCCUCGAAACUUGGUAUACAACUCGAUGAGAUGUCAGGUGAUCUUGGUGAAAAUUCCACAUUAAUGUCUUUAAUUCAAGAUUAUAUCCGAAUGUUACAAUGGAUAUUGAAUUAUUACUUUCUAAAUGUGGCUGAUUGGGAUUUUUUCUAUGCUUAUCACUAUGCACCAUUUGUGCAUGAUCUUAUUUUAUAUACAAAAAAGUUUGAGAAUUAUCAAAAUUUCAAUGGUAUUAAAUUGUCUUGGACAAACUUUCAAACAAAUUCACAACCAGUUUUACCGUUUGUUCAACAAUUAAUGAUAUUACCAUCGGAUUCAGCUUAUAUAGUUCCAGCACCUUAUUGGGAAUUAAUGAUUUCUCCAUCUUCCCCAUUAGCUGAAUUCUUUCCUAGAGAAUUCGAAACUGAUAUAAAUGGGAAAAUAGCAUCAUGGGAGGCUGUAGUGUUAAUUCCGUUUUUGGAUCAGCAACUUCUCAUAGAUGCAAUGAAGGAUGGAAACACUAAACUAACUGAACAAGAAAAACAACGCAACCAACAUAAAUUUCAUUUGUUUUAUCGUGCUUGUCCAAUUGGACGUGUAAAAUCUCCUGUAGAAUUAAUUAAUUAUGAUUUUUAUCGUAAAUCUGUCAAUUGUGGUGAAUCAGAAUUAAGUCAGUUUUAUGCUUCAAUCACUAGAUCUGUUGUUGAUGAUUUUCCAAGUUUAUCAAGACUACCGUUUACCCAUAAAAUUCAAAGAAUACCAGUUUAUGUUUUUGAACGCCCUAGUAAAUUAGAUAGUAUGGCGUUAACAAUGAAACCUCAUCCAGAAUUUUCAAAAUAUGAUAGCCUUGGUCAGUUAGCUGAAAGUAUUCUUGGGCGUCCUAUUCGUGUUCGUUGGCCAUUCUGUGCUACAGUGAUGCCUGUUCGAUUGAUGAGCACUAGCGAAAUUUGGGAACUAGUGGAUUUUAAUGUAGAACCAAUAAUUGAGUCUUCAAGCGAUUUGUCAUCCGAAUCCCUGCACUUUCGUCCACUUUUAUCGUCUGAAGACAAUAAUCAUGAAUGCGAUUGGAUAAAUAGCCAACUGUCAAGUUUAAAACACCAUUUUGAGAAACGUCGAGCAAUUUUAUUUGAUGACAAAAGUGAUAAUAAUGACUGUGAUGAGCUAGAUGCUCAUGUGAAUUUGAUACCAUCGUCAGUUCUAGUUUUUUCUCGUCCAUUAGACGGUUGGUCUGUAGUACCUGUACGAGCAAAUGAUUCGGAUGGUUUUACUCUUAUACCGAAUUUUGUUCGCUCGCGUGCUCAAAGUGGUGAUGAUUUAGAAUUGUCUAAUACACCAUUUGCAUCCUCAUUUAUUCAAUCAGAAAAUAUGAUUGACUUAUCCGGGAAACGAGAUAAAAAACGAAAAACACUUGUCGAAAAACCUUCAUUGAGUAUAGAACCUGCUUAUGGUCUAUCGGAUGGUUUGAAUCUAGACUUAUUAGAUGUCCUAUUACCUGGUAUACCUCCACCACCAUCAAUUGGAUGUGUUGAAGUUGACUGGGGUUAUAAUAAAACAAUUUCACUCCAUACAAUAUUUCAUCCUGGUAAAAUAGUGUUUAGUUUAGCCAAAGAAAGUUAUGGAUCAGUGGGUGAAAUUAUUGGAGUUGAUCAGAAGAAAGGUAAAGUUAUGGUACGCUUCUAUCCUGAUGUCUCAUCAUCAACUGACUUAACGGAAUUUUGUAGUCAGGUCGAAGAAUGGGAACAUGAUAAUUUUUAUACAAAUAUCAUGGUUGCAGAUCAAUUAAGUGUCCCAGUAUUUGUAGUGAAUCGAUUUACCGGCAGUUUGAUGGUUCAAAUUACUUCUGAAUCUUGUUCAUCAUUUGGAGAUAAUGAUGGCAUUAUUAGUAAACAUAAUCAAUACGCUGAAACAUUAACUGAUAACAAUGCAGAAAAUAAUAUGGAAAAGAAAAAAUGUGGGCAGAAAUCAUUUGCUAAUAUUGGUUUAAACCUGAAACGGAAUCGUUCUGGUGCUCAGGUUUUAGGUUGGUCACGUUUUUGUACUGUCCGUCAUACAUGGUUAUUUUCUAAUAGAACUGUUGAUUUACUCAAGAAAUUCAGUGAAAAAUUUCCAGGUGUUUGGGAAAAAGUUUUAAAGUCGUCAGAUUCAUCUACAAAAAAUAAUGCAUGUAUACAACUUGAUUCGAAAGAAGUUGACGAGAUUAUGGAAUUUAUUGCUAAUUCUGAAUGUAGAAGUGCUCCAGUUUUACCACAGAAAGGUAUCUACUUGGAUAAGGAAUGGUUACAAAAAUUAAAAUCAUUAUAUCUUAAAGACAUGGAUGAAACAGUAUAUGAACCGUUUGAUCGUCAGAUUUGGAAUAAAAAAUCUCCAGUAAAUUGUUCACCGACAACUUUGUUUGUUUCAGUGAAUUCAGAUACAAGAAUAUAUCCAUCCUCUUAUAAUUUAUCACCAUUCGAUCGUUGUUAUUAUUCAUCAAACUACUCGUCAGUGUUUAGUUCAUUCACAUUAUUGGAUAAAGUUGUUUAUAUUGGGAUAGGACAAAAUAUCCCAUUGGGAUUACAUGGGAUUGUUAUUGGUGUACCAUCUGGUGUAAGCUCUCAAAAGAGUGAACAAUUGGUAGAGAUCAUGUUUUGCCGAACAUUCACUGAUGCCAUAGAUAUUAGAGGAUCAGGUCCUGUGUGUGCACUGGUACAUCCAUCAAUGUUACUCAGACUACCAGAAAAAUGUGAUGAUAAACAUCAGUCAAUCUCUCAGCCGAAAUUAACUAGACCAGUUUCGAAACCUGUUCAAGUUUCAUGGGUUACUAAAGGACCUCCACGUAAUUACCGUCCAUGGCCAACUAAUAAUAAAUCUGAUCAAAAUACCUCUCAUAAAAAUAAAAUGGAUGAUGCAAAUCAUAGUAAUAUAUCAAAGGCUAGUCCCGUUCAUUCAUGGAAUUCAUCUAAAUUGAAAAUUAAACAAAAACAACCACCACAACAACAGUUGCAACAACAAAAUAUUAAGUCUGCUAAAAACCUAUCCUCAACGGGAAAAGACACGAUAAACAAGAAAACGCAAGAACUGGAUUGUCGACCACACUGUGGUGAUACAUAUUCCACUUUUCCUACUCUACAGAAUAAAUUUAACCGUUCGCGAAGCAUAAGUGAACAUAAUACAAGUCUAGAUGAUAACAACGAUAAUGUAAGUCUAUCUAAUUUGUCACAUGAUGCAGAACAUAAUUCGCAUUUUUGGACUAUGCCAAGCCCACCGGACGUACCUCUCCCUCCAUCUUAUUGGUCUAAUAUUAACAAGCCUACACACGACUUGAAAUUAAAUAAUAAGACUAAAGAUGAUAAAGAAAAGAACCAACGGAGUAGGGACGAAAAAAGUACUGGGUCGUCUAAGAUUAAAUCUCGUUCUCUUAAUUCUGCAGAACGUAAUCAAAAAAGUUCUAUUACUCGUUGUGAUAAUCGUCCACGGUUAAACCACAAUAGUGAGGUUUGUCAGAGAGCACCAACUCCAGUCAUGCCGAAACAAAUACCAAUGCCCGAUUUCGAAAGACAGAAUCUUAAUAGACCUCCAAACAUGCAUCAGUAUCCUCCUCUUAACCAAAUGCAACCUCAAUUGCAAUCUGCAUAUCAACCACUGCCAUUUCUGCAGUUUCAACGGGUAAUGCCAUCUACAGUAUACCCGAUUAAUAUGAUGACUCCGUAUCUGUAUGGUCAAAGAAUGCCUGAUUCUUCCUAUAUUUCAUAUCCUUCGUAUUCCUCUUCGCCUAUUUAUCCACCUAACUUUGUAAAUCGUGCACCUAUUCCUCAGUUUCCAUUGAUGUCGAAUCCUAAUUCUCAGGUUUUUAACUCUACGAUGAACUACGAGAAUACUCACCGGUUUAACAACCCGCCGAUGCUAUCAUAUGGGGAAAGAAACAGUCGGGAUUCCUUCCGUCCUCCUGUUAAACAGGAUCUACCAUCUAACCGACCAACUACACCUCAUCAUAAUGCUAAUCAGUCAAGACGUUUUAUUCCUCCUCAGGUUUCACGAACGCGUCGACCUUGAAUUGGGAAAACAUUGCUUUUCCUAAAGACAAUCACUUUUAAUUGCUCGUUCUUCUUUUAAGGGAAAGUCAUUUGUUUCUUUUCCAAACUUCUUCCAGAACAUUUUUUGUUUAGAUUCCCUUAAAAUGUUUAUCGAAUUGGGACUGAUAUAAUGUAUUUGAUAAUGGCUGCUUUUUUACGGGUUGGUUUUCAUCUUUUCAAAAUUCUUUGAUUGUUUGUUUAUUAAUUAUAUUUGUAUAACAUCUUUUUCUAACAACUAAUUUAAAAGACUUAAUUAAAAUACAUGUUCAACUCCAUAAAUGUUAUCCUUUUGAAUG